Molecule: messenger RNA, 486 nt
Organism: Drosophila subobscura
Lineage: Eukaryota; Metazoa; Arthropoda; Insecta; Diptera; Drosophilidae
Product: progestin and adipoQ receptor family member 4-like
Exons: 4
Coding region: 1-486 (161 amino acids)
Cellular component (GO): membrane
Molecular function (GO): signaling receptor activity
Source: RefSeq, a predicted model, not a curated record
AUGUUUGCAGGUGCCUUGCCCCUGGUGACGGCCACAACGCUGUGCUUCACGCCCGUCCUCAAGUGGCUAAUCAUCAGCUCCUAUUGCCUGCUCUCGCUGUGGGGCCUCUACAAGGCUCUAACCGCCAGCUCGCCCUGGCAGCGUCGCCUGUGUUUUGCUCUGCCCUUUGGCAUGCGCUCCAUACUGACAUUUCUGCGGAUCCGGGGAAUGGUCGGCGGCAGUCAUAUGGCCCUCUCGCAUGUCUAUCUGCAGGAUGGCGUCUCCAUACUGGGCGGUGCGAUUGGUGCCAUGCGUAUACCGGAGAAGUGGUUCCCCGGCGUGGUUGACUUUUAUCUGAAUUCCCACAACAUCAUGCACGUGCUGGUCGUGGUCGCAGUCUACUCGAUGCAUAAGGCCACCAUCAAGGACUUUGAGUGGAUGUCCACACAGACCUGCAAUAGCUUUGAAAAUGUCACCGAGCAGGCGCUCGGCCAUGUGGAGCUAUGA